This is a messenger RNA of Effrenium voratum, 977 nucleotides long. Lineage: Eukaryota; Dinophyceae; Suessiales; Symbiodiniaceae. The record is from the annotation of a GenBank genome assembly.
AGGUGUGACUCUCUCAGAGGAGAUGCGGUGGUGGGGCUGUUUUUCAGCUUUGGCGAUUGUGGUGGUCACUAACAUUGCUGGCGUGGAAGUCGUUGGGAAGAUAUCCUACGUGCUGUGCCUCUUGGUCUGCUCCCCUCCUUUGAUCCUGGUCCUGUUGGGCAUGGGCCACGUGGGCAGCAUCCCAGCCACCAACUGGCAGCAGCUGCACUGGUUGCACUUCUUGACCUCGCUGAUGUGGAACACCUCGGGCUUCGACGACGCGGGCGCCUCCGCUGCUGAGAUUGAGGGCCCGCGGGAGGUGUUCCCCAAAGCGCUUGGUAUCUCGGUGGCUCUUGUGACAGCACUCUAUAUUCUGCCUAUCGCGGUGGGUGUGGCUGUGGAGCCCAACACCGAGCUCUGGCACGACGGCUUCCUCGCGAAGAUUGGCGCUGAGCUGGGCGGCGUGGCCCUGGGCCUCGCCAUGAGCAUCGCCGGCUUCGUGUCUUCGCUGGCGCAGCUCAAUGCCCUGCUCUGCACCUCGGUCAGGGAGGUCAUUUGCCUAGCGGAGCAGGAAGGCCAGCCGGUUCCUGCAGUGCUGGGACGCUUGCAUCCCACCUUUCGCACGCCGCACGUUGGCACUGUCGCCUUCGCCAUCGUUAUGUUGGGCACCUUGAAGUACCAGUUCGUAGAGCUCAUCGCUGCCACGGUCAUUUUCGACUGCGUCAGCUUCCUGAUCCAGUUUGCGACCUGGAUCCAUUUCAGGUGGCACACGGAGCCGGACGGCGCCUUCCGGGCGCCGUUGAAUGUGGCGGGGGUGGCGCUCUGGAGCACAGGACCCAUCUUCCUCUGCUGCCUGGUCCUGUUUCUCACGCUCUCCGCCGGUGGAGAUGCGCUCUACGGCACCAUCCUGGUUUACAUCUCAGGAGAAGUGCUGUAUCGCGGCUACCAACUUCGCAGAUGACUUGCUCGGGGCAACUCGGCAUGCUUUCAGGCGGCGG